AUGCCGCCAGAUGGGCUCCCACCAUUCGAUGAGUCCAUCCCGGGAUGCAAGGGCGCGACGUUUCCUCCCACCAUCCCACCCACAAUUGCGGAGAUGCGGUGCAGAGGCAUCAACGAAGUCGACCGCCGCGACAUUGCUCUUCCUCUGAUCCAGCCACGGAGAACAUUCAUGCCGCCAGAAGGGCUCCCACCAAUCGAUGAAUCCAUCCCGGGAUGCAAGGGCGCGACAUUUCCUCCCACCAUCCCACCCACAAUUGCGGAGAUGCGUUGCAGAGGCAUCAACGAAGUCGACCGCCGCGCCAUUGCUCUUCCUCCGAUCGAUGAAAACAUCCCAGGCUGCAAGGGCGUCAGCUUUCCCGACGUCUAUCCACCUUCCGCCGCGGAAAUGCGUUGCAGAGGCCUCCCCGAGGGCGUGAUGCGCCGCAGCGCCGAAGACAAGAGGGCUCCAUGGACAUUUGGCGAACUUCUACCACCCAUCGAUCAGACCAUCCCGGGCUGCAAAGAUGUGGCUUUCCCGGAUAUCUACCCACCAUCCACAGCCGAGUUGAUGUGCAGAGGUGUUGUCGGCCAGGAUGGCAAGGCGAAGGUGUCGAACUAG
Molecule: messenger RNA, 597 nt
Organism: Sphaerulina musiva SO2202
Lineage: Eukaryota; Fungi; Ascomycota; Dothideomycetes; Mycosphaerellales; Mycosphaerellaceae
Exons: 1
Coding region: 1-597 (198 amino acids)
Source: RefSeq, a predicted model, not a curated record